Sclerotinia borealis F-4128 is the source of this 1680-nucleotide messenger RNA. The record is from the annotation of a GenBank genome assembly. Lineage: Eukaryota; Fungi; Ascomycota; Leotiomycetes; Helotiales; Sclerotiniaceae.
AUGCCUCACGCAAUGCCAGCACCUGGCUUCCAGGCCAUCAUCCUAUGUGGGCCAGGAUCAUCUUUUCCCACGUUCACUUCCAAUCCAGAUGAGAAUCCAAAAGCUUUAAUACCAAUAGCAAAUCGACCUAUGGUUUGGUAUCCUAUCGAUUUCUGUCAUCGAAUGGGAGUGACCAAUAUCACUCUCAUCACACCUUCUUCUUCAGAAGCAGCUAUUAAAACUGCAUUGGCCACUAACCCGCAUUUGACAAGUUUACCAUUACCAAAACCAGAUUUAUUAGCACCCAAGAGUUUAGAUCAAACCACAGGUACUGCACAGAUCUUUCGAUUGCCAGAGGUACGAAACAUCAUCAAAGGUGAUUUCAUAGUACUUCCCUGUGAUCUGGUUUGUGAGCUUGGCGGCGAGUCAUUAAUUGCAUCAUGGAUGAUCAAGGAAGGAGGUUUGGGCGGGGCCACAGGAGGGGGUUACGAGGGCCCAAAAAUGGCACUUGGUGGUGAACGAGGUGGAAGACGUGGUGGACUUGGGGUGUGGUACGAGACCAAGAGCGAAACGAUAAUUAAAGGAGAAGAAACCGAUUUCAUUGCAACAUCACCCCUUGCCGCCACCUCGGUACCACCUUCGAAUUCGUCUUUGAUUCCUCAUAUUUCGAACCUGGUUUACUCGGUUCCCACCGAUACUCUCAAGGAUAUAGUUGAAGACAAGAAAGGUUUACCCAUUCGACAUGCCCUAGUACGCAGCCAUCCCCGUAUUCGCAUGCUGAGUUCCCAUAGAGAUGCGCAUAUUUACAUUUUCCCAGCCUGGGUAAUCGACAUGAUCAGCGUGAACGAGCACAUGGACAGCAUUGGCGAAGAUGUUAUUGGAUGGUGGGCUAAAGCGGGGUGGCAACAAGGUCUAGGCGACAAAUUAGGCCUCCGAGAAAUUUUCCAGAGCACACGACCCGACGAGUCCGAUGACAACAUGCUCGACAAUAGUCCAGCAAGUGAUGAUAUCGAUUACAGCAAUUUGAGUACAACUUGGACCUCUAAACUCGAGGAUGCACUAUCUACCAAAUCAUCAGACACUUCGGCCUCUGACAAAAAAUCAAGCUUGGUGAUACCUCCAAUCCUAGCGUACAUCCAUCCUUCAAAGCCCACUUCACAAGGAUCUCCGCCCUUCAUUCGACGAGUCGAUACCGCCCCCAUUCUUUUAAACGUAUCUCUUCAACUCGCCAAAAUUGAAGCCAUCGAUCAAGUUGGUCGCGAUGCCGCCUCUCCAUUCGCUCACAACAGCAAAGUAUCCUACCCAGAAGGAAUUGCCGCACAGAAAACCAGGGUGUACCGACCCGACUGUCUCCUAGCCGAAAAUGUAAUCGUGGAAGAGGAAUGCAGCAUCAAAGAAUGUGUCAUCGGUGCCAAUUGCCAAAUUAAAACUGGAGCUAAAUUGACUCGCUGUGUUUUGAUGGAUGGAGUGGUGGUAGGUAAAUCGUGCAAAUUGACGGGAUGCAUAUUAGGGAGAAGGAGUGAAAUCGGAGAUGGUUCGACCUUACUAGAUUGUGAAGUCCAAGAGAAGUUUUUCGUUGACCCUGAGACCAAUAAAAAGAACGACAGACUUAUGAGUUCUGAGGGAAUGGAAGCUACCAAGCAAGAAAUCCAGGACUACGAAGAUGAUUCCGAUGACUCCGCGUCAGUUGGCUCAUCUUAA